GUCACCAUGACGAUAAGAUACCAUGGCUAAGUUAGUACACCGACAUUAACCUUGUGGAUCAGAUGAAGUUGUGUUAGACUUGACGCAUCCCUUGAAUAUGUUCCUGCAUCUGGCAGCCAUCCUGAUUCUCACUGUGGGAUCAUGCUCGGGAGAUUCCGUGACGGAGUACAAAGACUGCGGCUCGAGUGUUGGUGAAAUCAACCGCAUAGACAUUACUCCUUGUAAGAGCAGCGUCAGGUGCGGCAUUCCCCGGGGCAUCAACGCCACUCUCGCCGUCAACUUUACCGCAGCUGCACAGAUUACCUCAGCUAAAAACUUCAUAUGGGGAAUUGUUGACGACAACAUGUUCCCAUAUCCGGUUCCGCUGGAUGCGUGCGACCACAUGAAGUGUCCUUUACAGAGCGGAAGCCAGGCCGUCUACAACAACGCAUUCUUCAUUUCUGAAGCAUUUCCUAAGAUAAAUGUGACGGCCAAGUUUCAGCUGGUUGAUCAACUCGACAGACGCAUCAUCUGUUUCACAGUUCCUAUACAGGUCUUGUGGGGAUGACCACAUGUAUUUAUAGUUAAUACAAAUCUAUACGAA
Messenger RNA from Haliotis rufescens (red abalone), 583 nucleotides. RefSeq names its product NPC intracellular cholesterol transporter 2-like. The transcript has 4 exons. The record is from RefSeq and is a predicted model, not a curated record. Bases 98 to 547 code for a protein of 149 amino acids. Lineage: Eukaryota; Metazoa; Mollusca; Gastropoda; Lepetellida; Haliotidae. Gene Ontology annotation, biological process: sterol transport. Gene Ontology annotation, molecular function: sterol binding.